Polyodon spathula (Mississippi paddlefish) is the source of this 924-nucleotide messenger RNA. RefSeq lists its product as uncharacterized. NCBI's taxonomy places the organism in Eukaryota, Metazoa, Chordata, Actinopteri, Acipenseriformes, Polyodontidae. Bases 16 to 831 code for a protein of 271 amino acids. The transcript is spliced from 2 exons. The record is from RefSeq and is a predicted model, not a curated record.
UUCCAGUAAUCGACAAUGGACAGAGUUCUUCAGAGGGUGACGGGGUCCAAGGAGCUUCUGCUGAAGCCCUCCCCCGAAGCUGCCAGUGUCUCAGCCGCCAUUAAGACGGGCACUGUCCGUUUCACAGUCAGGACGGCAGAAGAGGUCCGGAGGGAUGCGGUGGCCCACGUCGUGUCGGAGGGAGCCGACCCCGGGAACACCAUGCUGGUACUCGCCCAGAGUACCAUGCAGUUCGGUAAGUACCGGGGUCAAACCUUCCGGUGGCUCCUGGGCAACGACGUGGGCUACGCCGUGUCUCUGGUGGCCAGUCACCAGAGGGAGCGGGAGGGAGACAGCUCCACGUCACCCCUCAUGGCCAACAAGGACGCACUUACCAGCUACACCUGUGCUUUGCCUGACUUUGCCUCGGCUGUCAGGGACCGGAGAGCACAGGACGUAGCCCGGCUGCGCUCCUCCCAGCCUGGUCAGGAGGACCUGCGCCUUGUGGCCUUCGGGGUGCACAAGGACGUCACCUGGAGGGACCUGUACGAGGCUACGGACAAGGAGAGGAGAGGGUACGUCAAAUGGAUCCGGCAGCAGACACCCCGACCUGGAACGCAGAUGGAGGCGCUCCAGAAAUACUUUCUGCGGCGAGACCAGGAGGCCCAGGCCCAGGCCCAGUCCCAGGCCCAGACCCUGACCCUGUCCCUUCUCGCGCGACCUGGGACCUCAGCUCCAUCCCCGACUCCUGUGCUCUCGUCGCUGCCACCACCGAGCGCCCGCCAUCUGCGUUCGGAAGCGCUGGAGGUUGGGCCUCCUGCACCUUCAGCUCGAGGAAAGUAUAAUGCUUAAUUUGCUGUACACCAAGACCGGGCAGCUCACGAAGGAAGACGUGACGCUGCCGGUCUACCGCUGCGCGCACGGGUCCACUUCCUUGGAGUCUUU